Zingiber officinale is the source of this 1286-nucleotide messenger RNA. RefSeq names its product zinc finger CCCH domain-containing protein 10-like. Bases 108 to 1076 code for a protein of 322 amino acids. Gene Ontology annotation, molecular function: metal ion binding. The transcript has a single exon. The record is from RefSeq and is a predicted model, not a curated record. Lineage: Eukaryota; Viridiplantae; Streptophyta; Magnoliopsida; Zingiberales; Zingiberaceae.
GCUAAUCGACGUCGGUUUCCUGCGUCACUAUAAAACGAGGUAUCCUUCUCUGCGCUCUUUCCCUGUUCCCUUCAGCCGUCGUCGAAUCGCUAAUCUUAGUCCCAUAAAUGGUGCCCUGCGAGCAAGUCCGCCGCGCCCCGGCUGCUCAGGUCCUUCCUUGGUCCCUCUCCGACCACCAUGUCUCUGCGAUGCAGCCCUACAUAGGGCUCCCUGUCACUGGCGUCGCUGGCCUUUCCGGCGAUCUGCCCCCUCACCUCCUUGGCGAGGUCGCACUCGCACUCCAGCUCUUCAUCCCCUGCGACGAAGACUCCUCCCCUGACUUCUCGGCGGCCGACGUGUUCGGCUGCGACGAUUUCCAUAUGUACGAGUUCAAGGUCCGGCGGUGCCCCAGCAGGCGGUCGCACGACUGGACCAAGUGCCCCUACGCUCACUCGGGCGAGAAGGCCCUUCGUCGCGACCCGCGGAGGUUCCAUUACACCGGCACCCCCUGCCCUGACUUUCGCCGAGGCGGAGGUUGUCGCCGCGGCGAGGACUGCGAGUACGCCCAUGGCGUGUUCGAGACCUGGCUCCACCCGUCGCGUUACCGGACGCGACCCUGCAAGGACGGCGCCGCGUGCCUCCGCCGCGUUUGCUUCUUCGCACACUCCCAGGAGCAGCUUCGCAUCGUCCUGCCCACGAGUCCCACAUCGCCUGGCAAGGGUGACGCCGUAACUCUGCUGUCUGCGUCUCCGAAAUCUACUUUGGCGCCUCUCCCCAUGUCGCCACGGUCUGAUGGCUCUUCGCCGCCCAUGUCGCCCAUGGCGAUGGACGAGGUGAUGGGGGCGAUGACCAAGCUGAGGCUGAGCAAUCUGAGAUCUGUGACGCAGUUUGGAACGAGGAGAAGGGCGCCGAGGUUCUCAGCAUUCCCUGCGAGGACUCUUCCCGCGGCAGAAACCCGAGACGUAGCAGAGGAAGCAGUAGGAGCUCCUUGGCGUUUGACGGAGAAGCUUCUUGAGUGCCGGAGGAGGCAGGAGGAGGAGGAAGCAGCGGAGACGGUGCCGGACUUGGGAUGGGUAUCAGAACUGGUAAAGGAUUGAAGAAUCAAGUUCUGCAUUGACGACGUCGUCGAUUGGUUCAUAAAUAAAGCAGAGGAGAUUGUGAAUAUUUUGAAUCUGGACAUUUUUGGGGUUGAAAAAAACCCUUUUUUUAAGGAACUAUGAAACAACAAUGAUCUGUUACUCCAUGUAAACAAGUUCUCUAAACCUGAAGUAUCUAUCAACUCUUUGCUGUAAAGAGUUCUUCGAUCA